CGAUGCCAUCCUCUGUGACGACAAGCAUAAUGCCAUGUUUGAUGAACUUGUCGAAAAGUUUGAAGUCGAAUACAUUCCUGGAGGUGCGACUCAAAAUGCCGUGCGUGUUUGCCAGUGGAUCCUCAACAAACCGAACCGUGCUGCAUUCUUCGGUGCAAUCGGCAACGACAAAUAUGGUGAUAUGUUGAGAUCCAAAGCUAAAGAAGCCGGCGUCAGUGCUCAAUACCAGAUCAAUGAGUCUGUGAAGACCGGUACAUGUGCGGCACUCAUCCAUAAUCAGCAUAGGUCGUUGUGUGCUCAUUUGGCUGCUGCGAACACCUUCACUAUCGAGCACAUGCUGAAACCAGAAAAUGCAAAAAUUAUCGAGAAUGCAAAGUACUUCUACAUUGCUGGUUUCUUCCUCACCGUCUCUCCUCCAUCUAUCAUGCACGUGGCUGAGCAUUCCUUCAAGCAUGACAAGGUAUUAAUGAAUGUUUUAUAUGGUGUUACAAGGUGCCUCAAAUCUUCAUGUUCAAAUCUGGCUGCUCCCUUCAUUUCUCAAUUCUUCUUUGAGCCACUCAAGGCAGUCAUGCCAUAUGUGGAUGUUCUUUUUGGCAAUGAAGACGAAGCGGCAGCCUUUGGAAAAGCAGCAGGAUUUGAUACCACCGAUUUGAAGGAGAUCGCUUUGAAGACAGCGGCAAUGGAGAAGGUGUGA
Molecule: messenger RNA, 694 nt
Organism: Cooperia oncophora
Lineage: Eukaryota; Metazoa; Nematoda; Chromadorea; Rhabditida; Trichostrongylidae
Source: the annotation of a GenBank genome assembly